AUGAUACAGAAUCGUUACUUUCCUACAACUAACCUUGCCAGCCUGACCAAUUCUGUGCUCACCAUGCCCACUUAUGAAACUAACAGUUCAGGGCAAUUAGAGUAUGUGGUUCGAGUAGAUGUCAAAGGCUUUCCUUCAAAUUCCGUCCGCGUCAGUGUAAAGGAUCAUGUAGUCAGGGUUGAAGCCUGCACCGAAGAGAAGAAUUAUGAUGGCUCUACAGCACUGCAUGAAUUCAAACGAGAAAUUCACUUACCAGCGAACGUGGACACAAGCACUUUGCAAUCUGUUUAUAAUUCUGAUGGAACCCUUGUUUUGAAAGCAGCAGCAAAAGUGCCUCCGAACGCCAGUUUCACAAAUUUGACCUCCAAUUUCACUACAAACCUUACAUCUGAUGGCCUACAGGGACGGCCCCUACGUUCAAGUCUAUCAACCAGCAUAUCAACUACUUCAUCAUUAGGACGUUACCCCUCCCAGCCAUCAGGUAUAAAUAGAACAGGGUCAAGUCCAGCUAAUACGAACGGGUAUUUGGAGAAUGGGGAUAAAAUUAUCUUUGCUCGUUCACCAUCUACCAGUAACCUAAAUAAGGAUGUUAUUACUUCUGAACCUAGACGAAUGAGAAUUGAGUAUGACUUGGACACCAAUCUUCAGUGUGGAGAUAGGGACAUUUACUUCUAA
This is a messenger RNA of Protopolystoma xenopodis, 675 nucleotides long. NCBI's taxonomy places the organism in Eukaryota, Metazoa, Platyhelminthes, Monogenea, Polystomatidea, Polystomatidae. The record is from the annotation of a GenBank genome assembly.